Messenger RNA from Rhipicephalus sanguineus (brown dog tick), 505 nucleotides. RefSeq lists its product as uncharacterized. The transcript is spliced from 3 exons. The record is from RefSeq and is a predicted model, not a curated record. The coding region runs from base 56 to 478 and encodes 140 amino acids. Lineage: Eukaryota; Metazoa; Arthropoda; Arachnida; Ixodida; Ixodidae.
UCAGUGAGCUUUGUCUUUCUGGCGAGCUCGAGCUGACACUUGCAUCAGGUCAACGAUGAAAGGCUACGUCGUCUCCGCGGCUCUCCUGGUGCUUGGCAUGGCCGUUGCCAGCCAGGCCAUCGGCUGUGCCAAUCCUGCGCCAUUCAAGGGCAAGUGGGUGAUCGGCGUCGAUGGCAAGGAGUGCGUAGCACUGGUCAAAGAGAAGUGCACGGGCCUUCGCCAAUACACUACCCACAGCUGGCGCCGAGGCAAACACGUACGCAGCAACUGUGGCAGCAUUCCACGCUGGUCCGCCAUCGCCACAUUUCUGGACGGCAGCAAAUACAGGGGACAUGCGGCAAUCUUCGAGUCUUGUGCAUCGGACGGAAUUUGGGUUUACGACCAAUGGAACACUGCUCCCGUCGACCGCCGUAAGAUCCGCUACGGAAACUCGAAACCAAACUACAACGGCGACAACUUCUACAUGAUCGAGCUGUGAUUGCGUUUUCAUGAGAUCUCUUGCAAG